Caenorhabditis angaria is the source of this 1440-nucleotide messenger RNA. The record is from the annotation of a GenBank genome assembly. Lineage: Eukaryota; Metazoa; Nematoda; Chromadorea; Rhabditida; Rhabditidae.
AUGGGAACCUAUAAAUAUCUGUUGAUCUACAUUGCUCUUUUUGAGAUUAUCUAUUCAAUUGUGGAUAUGAUAAUUUCACCAAUUUUAUUUUCUCAUGACUCAAUUUAUAUGGUGAUCGUUAAUGUGAAAACAAAUAUGCUUUCUGGGGAAGUUCUUCUGAUUCUAGAUGCAGUUUAUUGUGGAUGUUAUGGUAGUUUUAUGGGGUUAUUUGCUCUCAAUUUCAUUUAUCGAUAUUUUGUCGCCUCUGGUUCAAAAUAUCUGGCAACUUUCAACAAUUCCAAAUUCUUCCUCUGGUUAUCAAUUCCUCUAAUUUAUGGGAUAAUUUGGGGGAUGAUAUGUUACUUUCUAAUCUCUCCAACUUCUCAAAUUGACAAUGUUAUGAGAAACGAAGUUAUGCUAAAUUUUGGUUGGGAAAUGGAAGAUAUCACCUACAUCGGACCAUAUUGCUAUCAGAAACAACAAAAUGAAACAUAUAUUAUUGAUCUCAAUUCAAUAAUCGCUCUAAUUCUAAUGUCUACUAUAAUAAUCUCAUCAAUUUCAGCACUUAUAUUUUUUGGUGUUCGCUGCUAUUUGAAGAUCAAUCAACUUUUUAAAGGGGGUAUACCCUAUUGUCUCUCGUGCAAAGUGUGAUACAUCAUUCGAUUCAGAAUUUUGUGUUAUAUAUGCACAAAAAAUUUUAGCUCCCAAAACGGAUUUUAAGUACACGUUUUUUGGGUCCAAACAGGACCAAAAUCUGCUCGAAAUAAAAAAAGAACACACAAGAAAGAGAGACGCAGACUCUCGCUGUCUGCCAGCCAGCCAGCAUGUGUAUUGUUUUUUUUUUCGAAUUUUGUGUUCAACAACUACGGUAAGUCUGAAUAUACUGUAACAAACUUAUAAAAAUUUAAAAAAAGAAGAAAAAACAACACACAUGUUGGCUGGCUGGCAGACAGCGAGAGUCUGCGUCUCUCUUUCUUGCGUGUUCUUUUUUUUAUUUCGAGCAGAUUUUGGUCCUGUUUGGACCCAAAAAACGUGUACUUAGAAUCCGUUUUGGGAGCUAAAAUUUUUUGUGCAUAUAAAACACAAAAUUCUGAAUUGAAUGAUGUAUCACACUUUGCACGAGAGACAAUAGGGUAUACCCCCUUUAAAGACAAAACAAAAACCUCUCAAAAAUUCCGCUUCCAUCAAUCUCAAUUAUUUUGGGCACUUGUUACUCAAACACUUAUUCCAGUUAUUUUGAUGCAUACACCGUGCUCGUGUAUUUUCAUUUUCACACUUCUCGAUUUAGAUUUGGGAACUUUAAGUGGUAUCUCCACAUUGACAGUUGCUUUAUUUCCAGCAUUGGAUCCACUUCCAACUAUGUUUUUAAUUGAGAACUAUCGAAAUGUGAUAAUUAAUUGUUUUUCCGAGCCAGUGAAAAAAUUGAGAACAAGUUCAGAGCUGAAGAUGAUUGCGACUUGA